Molecule: messenger RNA, 2387 nt
Organism: Andrographis paniculata
Lineage: Eukaryota; Viridiplantae; Streptophyta; Magnoliopsida; Lamiales; Acanthaceae
Exons: 7
Coding region: 1-1902 (633 amino acids)
Source: RefSeq, a predicted model, not a curated record
AUGGCGGCGUUUUGGCACCCUGAGAUUUGCGCCUUCCUUCUUCCAACAGCCCCCAUCGGCCCCACCCUCAUGGAUGUGGCCAUGAUCGUUCAUCUUCCAAUCGUAGGGGAAGACCCUAUAAUGGGUACCCUAGACGGACAAGAGCCCAGAGCAGACCAUCCAGGCUUAUCCAGGGUUAGCACCCGCCUUACAGAAACAGACGGUAAAAAAUUAGACACUGCUGCGUCGGGUCCUUUUUGGUUCCUGGAACUAUGGUUCCGUCUCUAUUUUCCCGAUGUUUUCCAACUCGGUCAUCCGCCUAUUGCCCCCACAUCUGAGAAGUCUCUAGGAAUAGCCCUUAACCGACUUUGCUUAGGUCGCAACAACCUCCAAGCGUCCGACCCUAUCAUAAUUGCCAUCCUUGCCGAUAAUCGUAAUAACACCCAUUUCUACAUACAUAGAAGGUAUAUUGGUUAUGCAUCCGGCCUGUUUUGGCCAUUCCUUGUAUCCUCACCUUUAUCUGAGCCAGACCCACUUCCACAUCCCACUUACUCCUCUUCCUGGGAUGCUGCUCUUAAAGCAUUUUAUACCGUCAACUAUCAGCCUCAAUUUUUGGCACGCCAAUUCGGCUGCCAACAAGGCUUGCCUGGUCCUAUUGCCCAUCCUCAUUUAGUAAUUCAGAGUCCAUAUGGGAAAGUCAUUCCUGAUUUGAUUGACCCAUACAUAUCCCAGCUCACCAAUUACAUAACUUCCAACUCCUAUAUCCCUUUCAAAACUUCUCCAGCUUCAAUUGAAACCUUUCGCGAAUGGUGGUUGGUCAUUUGGGCCUUAAUCACUCUUGACAAAGAUCGCCUGUUGGGCAUUCUUCUGCCCCAGCUUGCAGUGGUGUUGGGGGCGACCCCAUUGACCAAUACCCGAAGGAAAUUAAUCGUCCAGGGCACCGGAUCGGGCACUCCGCAGAGGAAAAAAAAAGCUCUUCAGACUCAAGUUGUUCCCCUCUCUGGAGGCCAUCAACCGACCUUGACAGACUGCCCAUCAGGUCGGGCACCUGUAAAGACCCGACCUCGUCCAGGUCCGACUUCGGCCAGAGCGUCCGCCCAAACUAUUCCAAUUCCAAAUAAAUCAAUAAAGCCACCAACCGACCAACUCCACGAACUGGAACCCCCGACCAAACGAUGGACCCCAGUGAGAGCAUCUUCACCGGCCGAACCAGCAACAACAAGGGUCUCAUCCCGCAGUGAGGCGACUGCUUCAGAGAUGGGUAGAUUACCUUAUGUCGCUUCAGACCCAUCUCUGCCUAAUAUGGCGCCCAUAGCGACGCUUGCAUCCACUUCUACUGUGAUUGCCUCUGAUGUGGUCGCUUCUAAAUACAAAGAUAUCUCUGAUGCGGCCCUUCAAAUCGAUCCUGACGAACCAGCCGCGGCCGCCCCAGACGCACCCGACCAAGGAGCAGCCAACGAGAGGGCAGCCAUCUUGGGGGUAGCCGACCUGGGAGCAGACCUAGGGGUAGCCGACCUGGGAGCAGUGAACCCAAGGGCAGCAGACCCCCUUCCAGAAGCAGACAGACUGGAAGGAGAACCUGUACCUGCUCAACCAAGGGGACUCUUACAAGAAUUACAAGAGAUCCCCUCCUCUGAUUCAAAGACCUCUGUUAAUCUGGGGCCCAGAUCCAUACCACAACGUCCACUUGAAGCAGCCGACGAGUCGGCCAUCGUAGUACCAGCCGCCCAGCCUUCCAGACAUAUGGCUAUUCUGGCACCUUCAGUGACCACCAUUCGUCCAGAGCAACUGUCUGACUCUGGAGAUGCUGCCAUUCAAAAUUUGCAUACGUUCUUCAGAGCUAUGCAUAAAAAGAUCUCCGAGGCUGACAUUGAAGAAGAGAUUGAAGCAAACUACAGAGGAUCUGAUGGAUGUAGUGCUUGAAUUGAGCUAUAUAUGAAAAAUGCAACUACAAUAUGAACAGGAUAUCAUAAUACGGAGUUACUGGUGCAGAUAUAUUCGGACAAGGUGGCAUGGCAUGUCUGCACCUUUUAACUAACCAAAUUUUGGAAUUGUUAUAUGCAUGCCAUUGCCAAGGGUGAGUUUUUGGCCUUUUCACCUGAUACAAGUGAAGUGAGACCGGGAUGAUGAUGAUGAUGAUGAUAAAUUCAAUGUGUUUCUCUCUGUCCAUGAAAUCUCCUCUGUUGUUGAAGGUAUGUAGUAAUUAAUAAUUUAUGCAUAUGUCCCUCUCCGCAUCUACGACUUCUUUGGUUUCAAAUAUGUGGUUUUUUAUUGUUAAACUACAAUCUAUUACUUGGUGAUUUUUUCGAGUUAUUGCUUCAAUGCUUACUUUCGGUUGCUCCUGUUGGCGGUGUGGUGCCACUAUAUUAUUGUCAGUAGGUGUUAGUUUGACUAAAAAAUGUAGAUGC